Cinara cedri is the source of this 12988-nucleotide messenger RNA. The record is from the annotation of a GenBank genome assembly. NCBI's taxonomy places the organism in Eukaryota, Metazoa, Arthropoda, Insecta, Hemiptera, Aphididae.
GCUAUAACUAAAUAUUAUCAAUACUUAUGUAGGUAUUUAGUCGGUUUAUAAUUGAAUUUAACUCAACUUUAAAACUGUAGUAGUUUUCAAAAUGAGGACUUCGUUAUAUCCAAUUUCGUCUAUACUAACGGUUUUAUUUUUCGUAACAAAAGUGAUUUCAGAGGGUAUACUUUUAUUUGAUUAUUAUGUAUAUAUUAAAUUUCUAAUUAGACUUUUGAAAUAUAAUAACGAUAAAUACUUGUAAAAAACGAUGUUUUAAAAUUAAAUGAGAUUCCUAACUUAAUUCGCCAGUUUAUAUAAUCAACCAAUAGAUUAUUUCGUUUGAUACAUUUUUCAUAAUAACAUUUGUUUCCAUAAUCGUAUUAUUUAUUAGCGUAGAACUUGUAUCGACUAUAUUUUCGUUUUUAUUCAAAUAUUUUAUCGUGCGAUUUUAUAUUAAAAAAUCUGAGCUAGUUAAUACAUUUUUUAAUUUUAUUUAUAAUUUCUAAAGUUAACUUAUCCAAAAAAAAAAAAAAAAAAAAAAAAAAAUGAAAAAUAACUAAACCAAGUUAAAAUGUAUUCUAACAUAUAAAUGAAUUUGAGUAAAUAAGUUACAAAUUUUCAAAAAAAUAGUAACUUAAGUUAAAAAUUACCCUUGACUUAACGCUCAUAAACGUAUUUCGUAGAAACUUAAAUAUUUAUUAUUUUUUAGACUUAUUAUUAUAAAAUACGAUUCGUAUGGGUAUUCCAUUAUGUUUACCACGUUCCCGUUUUAUUGUUCUAACGUGAUAUUGAGGUGAAACAAAUCGUGAUUUUUGCCGAAGAACAAAUGAAAAAGAAAACAUUGCAACGCAAUCGUAUACGAAAAAUAUAGUGAAUAAAUUUUUAGUAAAUAACUUAAAUUUUUACAAAUUAACUAAAUAGGUAAAUGUAUUAUUUGUAUAUAUAUAUAUAUAUAUAUGAAAAAACUAGAUUAUUUUCUAAUAUUCUAAUAUUUCGGUUUUUUUUUUUUUUUUUUUUUUGUACCAGUUAAAUGUUAUCAAAAAAAUAAAACAUAUAUUCUGUUUAUCUAGCUACCGUCCAGCAUUGUUUAUAAUUAUACAUUAUUAAAUAAUCCAAUAACCUAUAUCACGUAGUCAAUCGCAUUUUACUCGUUUACCAUCGUAUCGUAUCAUCGUGUGCAUAAAUACUAUUAUUAUUAUUAUUGUUAUUAUUAUUAUUUUUUUAUUUGUACAGGGUAUCCCGGAACAUACAUAUGUUAUUAUUUCGGGGAUGUCUCUAGUAUAUGUAAUGGAAAACCCGUAGACGUUUGCACAUUGCCGCCUGAAUGCACGUCGUUUGCGUAUGACGGAUUGAUUAUUGAUAGACUGACCCCCAACAAUAAUGGUAUCAUUACACCUAUUUCUGCAUCUGAUUUCCGUAAGUAUAAAAUAUAUAACGAUAUUUAGGCAUACGUAUUAUUAUUAUAAUUAUUUUUCAAUACUGGCAUACCUAUAUCCACUGUUGAACCCAGACAAUUUUCGCCCCGGGGAGGGGGCUCACUUUUAUUCAUUGAUUACGCAUUUGAUAGUACAAUAAAUUAUUGCAUUAUUAUGUAUUUGUUACAAUUAGUUCAGUACAUUUGAUAUUCGAUACGUGAAUAUUUUAUUUAAACAUAUGGUCUGUUUUAUAUAAAUUAGAAACUUUAUUAUGUUUUUUUUUUUUUUUUUAAACGAAUCAAAUACGACGAAUUUUUCUCGUGCACACAUCGAUUGCCUCUUCGAUGAACUCCUGAGGGCAAGGUUUUUUCGUCUUCGAUACUUAUUUUCACGCAAUAUUCCAAUUCGAUCCCAUCCGAUUUCGAAGUUUUGGCACUAAUUAAUUCAUUACACUGAAUGUUCGUUUAACCGUAACAGUGGCAAUCGGUAUACAUAAAACCGAUUCCAAUAUUUGUUCACAAACAAGAAGUUCAGAUAUGGGAUUUCCACCAAUUUAUUUUUUAUCAUUUGGUACCUACAAAAUUAAAAUACUUAAUAUCUGACAUUACAAAGUCUUUAUCAUAUUCAGAAACAGAUAAACAGUCACACAAUUGUUCAAUCAUUUUUUCUGAUGCAUCAAAUAGCGUACUAUAAUUUUCAAAUAUUGAACGCCCUCCUACAAGGAUAAUCUCAGUAUCAUUGAAUAUACGACCCAUCUCUUUUAUUACUUGUUCUGGAAAUGAUAAAAUACAACCUAAUGUAUCUUUUAUUUUUUAUGAAAUAAGUUUGUUUGAAAUUCGCAUAGCAUUUUUAUAUAAUAGUAUCUACUAUUUUAGACAUCAUUUUACAUUUAAAAAUUAUAUAUUUUGUUGAUUGUUGUAUUUGUCUGGGGGGGACGAAUAAUAUUCCAGGGGGAACUUGUCUCUAGAUUCUAUACUGUCUAUACAUGCCAAUAUUCAUUAAGAACUUUUGUCAUCACUUUACGCUUUGUUAUCAAUUUAUCACAUUUAUUAGCAAUUACGUAUAGUGUGAAAAGUUUCCCACGUGUUAACUAUUAAUUUUUUUGAUCUUCUUCUGACUUAAUUUACUCUACAAGAAUUUUUGCCUCCAUCACAGAUUUACGCCACUUCUCCCAGUUCAUGACUUAUAUUUCUCCACUCUUUAUUCUUAUAGUUUUUUAAACCUUCCUCGACCACAUCCGUCCACCUUUUCCUUGGACGUUCUUGUGACUUCUUCCCUGUUGGUUUCUAUUUUUUUAAUGCAUAUUUAAAUAGUUUCUUAAAUAUCUGUACCAUGGUUACUUAAUAAUUGUAUACUAAAUGAAUUUACGUAAUAAUUGUUGUUGUUAUUAUUAUUAUAUUUUCAAAAACAAAUAGUGUCUUUUUAUUUUGACGACUGACAAAUUUUUAUACAUUUUUUAAAAUGUACUAUAAAAUAAUAUAAUAUGAAUUUUUAAAAAAAUAUUUCAAAGCCCUGAACACACAUUUAAUACAAUUUUCAUAAUAUUUAUAUAGGUAAAUAAAGCAUAAUUAUAUAUUUUUAUUUUUUCAGUUUAAAGAUGCAAACAUUUCUUCUGUUAAUUUCAAUUUUAAAACAGAAUUUUAGAUUCUCUGAGUUUAUCAAAAAAUGUGUUGGUUUUACAGGGGUGUUAAUAUUUUUCAUGUGAACACUUUUUCUACCAGAAAGCUUACUCCAAUUAUCAAAUAUAGCACCUUUUCUGAAAGGAAAUGUUCACUGGGUAGUUCUUUAAACAGGUCUUGUUUUGAAAUUUUCGUUAAUAUACGAGAUAAUAAGAUAAACCUGGUUAUUUAGGUUAAGAAAGACUGAAAGAUUAAAAAUAAGGUUGUCAUUGGCAACCAUUUUUAUUUAUUUUUUGUUAUUAUUAAGUUCUUAUUGUUUUAAUCUUUAUUAAACGAUCAUUGUUAUCAUGGAAAUGCACAUUGUUUUAAUCAUUUUACCAUAAUAUGAUGUAAUACCAUAUAUUGUAUUGUUGACAAAAAAACAUUAUCAACUAAACUUUGCUCAGAAUUUUUUUUUCGGUAGCAAUGAUUUAUCGUUAUUUAGAAAUAUACAUUAAAUUCCCAUCUAUAUCCUACCUUCCCAACUACAACAAUGGCUGCACCCACGUACGAAGUAUUGUGCGUCCUUUUUUUAUUAUAAUUUGUACCUCUAUGUGGUUUUUAUUUUUUUUUGUUUUUUGUGAUAACUUACUAUUAUUAUGAUAUAUUUCGAGAUCCAUAAUAAAUUACAAAUUAAAUUUGAACUUUUUAACUAACUGUUUUUUAAUUGAUGAGUUUUUAAUAUUUAAUUACUGUGCCCCAAACUUCGAAGUAUCAAACGUUAGAAAAUAAUAAAUUGCUGAUUCAAUGUUUGCCGAUAUUGUUAAUUUAUAUAAAUUAUUUCAUUCCCGGAUAUUUAUUAUUUUUCGUCGGAUGACGUAUGUCAUUAUUAAAACCAUAUAGGUAGAUUGCCGAUGUAUAUAAAAAAAAUUUAAAAACUAUAAACAAUAAUUUUUUGAACUUAUAAAUCGUGACACUAUUUAACUUUAAAUUAUUGUUUUACUAGCUGAAUUACUCAUCACUACAGACGAGUUGAAGUAAAAAAAAAAAAAAAAUAGUAAUAAAAACAAAUUGAUUAUACCACAUCUAUUUUUCAUACGUUUUAGACAUAUUUUUCAAUGUCCGGUUUUAAUUUUUAAAGUCUUUAUGAAUGUCAAAAAUAUUCUAGGUUAUUUAGGAGAUAAAUUUUCAAUUUUUAUUUUUGAAUAACUCAAAUUAUUAAGGUAUAUUAUUUUUUUGGAAAUUUUGUGAAAUAACCGCAUUACAUUUGUAUUUAUUUUGAAUACAUCAAAUUUUAAAUCAAAAAAUCUAGUUUAAACCUUAAUUUUUUUUUAUUAAUAAUUUAAAAAACAGAUAUUUCUAAAACGGUACAUUUUCUAAUUUUCUGUCACCCUUAUUUUUGAGGGUGAAACGUCUAUUUACUUUUGAUUUUUAAAUGGUAACCUACUUGAAAAUGCCUUAAAUACAUAGAGUAUUAGUUAAAAUACAUUUUUGAUUUCGGUCAAUCCAUUAACGAGAUAUUUUACUUUUAAGUUUUGAUCGGGGAAGAGUGGUGGUGCAUUAUUAAAACGCCACGCGCCGUGCUGUCACACAAAUGAUCACAAAUGCUUCACUACUCUUUCCCGACAGAAACUUAAGAGUGGAAUAUUUCGACAAUGGAUUGACGGAAAUCAAAAAUGUAAACACCAAAAUUUAUUUAUGGUUUAUUAUAAUUUAUUUAUGGUAUUUUGUCGCUAUUUGAAAAUCAAAAGUAGAUAGUCGUUUCACUUUCCAAGACAAUGAGUGUUUAAAAGAAUCACACGGUAUAACACAAACAAUGAUAUUAGUAAUAUUUUUAAAAGACAAUAAAAAUACAAACAAAACACUAUCGUAAGAUAAUAACUCUAGUUAGGUAUUUAAUGUUUUUCAUAAAAAAAAGAAAUACAAAUUAUCUUUAUAAUUAACAACUUGAAAUUGUUCAUCUAGAUAAGAUAAAAGAUAAGUAAAUAGUUAUUUAGAUAAAUCCAAACGCUAAUAUUAUAAUUUAUUAUAUUAUGUUACAGCGUAUUUAGAUGCUGUUAUGACAACUAAUAAGCCGUCGUACGUGUUGUUAUAUCAUGAAAAAUCUAACAAUUUUAGAUAUGAUAAGGAUGGAAUUGACACGUUAGCAAAACAAGAUUCAAGCAGUAUAUUAAAUUUUAUUGGUGUACAUCCGAAACUAAACGGAUUAAUUUUUGCAGACAUAGACCUCACAGUAAGUUACUUUUAUAUAACGGACAAACAUUUUUCGAGGGUCGUAUUGUAAUAUCAAAUUAAUUCUAUAUCAACAUACCGUAUACAAUAUAUAAAUAUAUAUUUUAUAUUUUAUGAUUCACUCAACUGGGAACACUCAUCAUCUCGAAAAGUAUUAACUAUUUCUAGUACUUUUAUUUUAUUUUUUUAAAAAUUUAAGAACGAGCUUGGGUAUGGGUAGGUUAGGUGAAUAAUGGAUUAUUAAUAAAAUGCCACGUGCCGUAUUGCCACACAAAUGAUUAUACCACUAAUUUCUUCUUACCCAAACUCAAAAGAGAAAUAUCUCGUCAACAGGUUGAUUGAAAUAAAAAAUGUCAACACCGAAAUUGACUAAAACUAAUAUUCCAUUUAUUUAUGAAAUUUUUAAUAUAGGUCGCCAUUUUAAAAUCAAAAUUAGGUAGUCGUUUUACCUCCAAAGAUAAGGACGACAAAACUAAUAGUAAUGUUACAUUUUAGAACUGCUUUAUUUUAAAUAUUCAAAAAAAAAUUCCAAAAAAUGUUAAUAAUUUGUGAGAUAAUGAGUGUUCUCAGUUGACUGAAUCAUUCUGUAUAUUAUAUAAAUUAUACUAUACUCACUUAGAUUUACCCGUAAUACCUAAUUAUAAUACCAAUCGAGGUAGAUGUAUAUUUGUUUAAAGCUUUUUUUUUUUUUUUUAGUCAAUGAUAAUUACACCUAAUUAGAUUUGUUUGUAAAAUAUUUCAAAUUUGAGGCUUUAGAAUUUAGAUUAUCUACCGCCUUUCUCUAUAAUUAUACUUGUUAUUUACAUUAAAUAUUAUAUAACUCAGUGCUCUUAAUAAAUUAUUUGAUAUUAAUUUAUUUUUAAAUUUAUAGCUCUAUCAAGACGAUUUUUCGAAAUUCACUAAAAACUUUCAAGUAUAUCUUCAUUAUAUGAGGAAAACAACCAACAACUUCACCAUCGGGGUAACCAUAUCUGCCUCAUCAGUAAUCGAUAUAUUAGUUAAUCACGAAGAACGCACCGGUUUUGUAGAUCCAGACCCUAUUAUAAGCCCCGAUGAGACUAAGGAAAAUAAAGAUUGGGUUACGUACAACAUAAAGCAUGCCAAAAGUAAAUAUAAUUAUGUUCGAGUAAGAAAAAAAUUGUUUUUAAUACUAUUUUACGGAUAUGUGGCUUGAGAUAUUCUAUUUGGUAAUUCAAGUUAAAUAUAAAAUAAUAUCCACCCUAAACUACACUAUACUUAAGUAUAAUAAAACCCACAAAAAUUAUUUUUUUUAUAAUUUUAUACUACUAUUUUUUUUUUAUUAAUUAAAUCAAUAAAAAAACAAAUUUUAGAUUUUGAUUGGAGCGAAGAAGCUUAUGGUUUUACAAAGAUGUUUAUUUUUUUUUUUUGUGUACAACUUUUACCAGAGGACUUGCUACAAUUGUUACGUGUAUACCUUUUCUGAAAGGAAAUGGGUGUGCGGAGGUAGUUUUUCGAUUUUCCUCAGAGUUUUUUUAGCAAAUGUGAAAAACUGGGAAAAAACACGGAAAAACUAGGAAAAACGUAGGAAAAGUGGGGAAAUCGGUACGACAUUAAAUAAAUAUUAUUAAAGAAAAUAUAUAGAGCCUAUUUAAUUAUUUUACCAAAAAAUGGCGUGUAUGUUGUUAACAGAGCAUCACUAUCAACUGAACUCCGCUGAGAAUAGUUUUUUCGUAACCAAUGGCUUAUCGUAGCUUACAGGUAUACAUUAAAUUACCUAUAAUAGUGGCUGCUCCGUCCCCGUUAUCCUAGGACGUCUUUUUUAUUUUUUUAAAAAUGCAUACUCAAUACAUACACAAAAGUAAAGUUACAAUGUACACGACCUAAUGUUAUGAACAACCACAGUUAUUUACUGAGAUUGGCGGACGCCGUAUCAGUGGUCAAUACUGUGUCGGAUUGAACUAAUAGCAGUCGCGAUCAGAAAGUCCUGUUUUACAAGUAAAGAUUUACGUGAUUUUUUUUAGUAAUAGUUACUUAACUGAAAGUUACAAAAUAAAUAAUUUUCACAUUGCUAAGUCUGAGGCUAAAAUUUUGUAAACAUUGUUAAUAAACAGUUCAAUAUUCGAAGAUCUAUUAUAGGAUAAGCACAAAUGUUUCUGUAAUGAAUUACCAGGAUUAAUAGUUUAUGAGAUAUCAUCAAAUCUAGUGCCAUAACCGCGUCUAAUACUGCACACUACACACUUUACAUACUACCGUACAACACAGUCAUAUUUUUGUUAAAUAUGCAUUGUUCCUUUUUUUUUGGGGAGGUACAGUUUUUAAAAAUAAAAAUAUUCUGCUUGACCUUUUGUUACAAAUGAUAAUUGAUAGUUGAUGAUGAUAAUAAAGUAUUAUUAAUAUUUUUUUCAAAUUAAUAAAACGGCCAAUAGUAAAAGCCCAAUAGUACAUAAUAUAAGAAACACAGAAGUUAUAACAAUAAUUUUAAAAAGACGGACACGCACGAUGAGCGGGACACUGUUGUAGGUGAAAAGUUGAGAAUGUAGAAUAUAACGGAGAAUUGAAUGUACAUCUGUGUGCUACAAUUAAUAUCUGCUAACGAAAAACGAUUCUGAGUGGAGUUCGGUUACACGUGUUUUAAAAGGUCGUAAUAUUUAUGAUUUUCGUCAAAAUUUUAUAUUAAAAUACUUAUAAAAAAUGUUUUAUUAAUUGAAUUAAUAUUAUAAUUAAAAUUGUACUCAUAUUUUUUUUUUUUACCACAAAGUACCUACGACUUAUAUUGAACAUGCUGUUCAAUUUUUAAGCAUUUCUGUUUGGUCUAAUAAUUUUAUACCACAGGGUACCUACCGAAUAAAAUAUUCGUACAUUUUCCCGUUUUCCUCCAUUUUUCUAAUUGUUUUGAAAACUCCUUGAAAAAUCAAAAAGUGGCAUGCUUAAAAUACCAUUCAUAUAAAAUUUCUUUUCAGAAAAUGUUCCACAAUCGGAGAGAGCUUUCUGGUGUAAAAGUUGUUCGAAGACGAAAAAAUAAACAUAAUUGUAAAACUAAUACGUAUUCACAAUAACUGCCUCCAUUCUAGCCUCGUGUAGUUCUGCUACGUCAUGUCGCCUUCAAAUUUUGUGUUUGGACACUCUUCAGUGAUAUAUCGAAUUAUUUGUACAGUUUCGCAUAAGCAAAGAGAAGACUGUGUUAUCUCACAUUUUUAGAGUAAACUUUUGCAUCUGACCUACUCAAUUCUUAUCUUGUUCAGUGUUAACCACAACCUUCCAAAUGGAUACUGAAAGCAUACUGGAGCAUAUUAAAAUGGAUAAUAAUUAAUUUGAAUUUCAUAAAAUUAUACAUAGAAAAUAUUUUUCAAUGAACAAAUACAUAAGUGCAUAAAAUAUACUAUGUGUUUAGUAAAUUUUUUAACUGUAAUAUAAAAAAUUCACAUUUAGCGUUUCGUUGACAGUUAGCCAUUCGUACGAAGUAUAUCCGUUUAUUUAUUUAAAAUGUAAAUUUUGUGCUUCCAGUAUUUCAAUUUUUUUUUUUUUUAUAACUAUCUAAAAAAAUAUAUUUUAUUAUUAUCAACAUAUUAAGAAAAUGUUAAAACACGAACUGUUAUGAAUGCCUGUUAUUUUUUACUGUUGUCACCGGUUAGGGUUGUUGGUAGAUUUAUAAUUAGGCUAUUGUAAGAGGUAAUAGACAAUAUGUACAUUUUUUUUUUAAUUAACCUAACUUGAGUUAAAGAGUUAAUUUUACCUUUUGAUUAACUUCUAAAAUUUAGUUGAAUUGAUAGAUAUAUUAUUUUGAAUAAACUUUUAAUUAUUAACUUUAUAUAAAGUUAGCUUAACUUAACCGAUUUGAAAAAAAAAUCAUUGACUUGCCCUGUCUUGCAUAUUACCAUUUAAAAGAAUGCAAGUUUUAUUGCGCAUGUGCACAAUAAAAAUUCCAACAAUUUGAAAAUUGUCAAAAAAUUAGUACUUCAGUAUCUCCUAGCUCCUCACGAAAACCCCAUUUCAUUCCAAAGUCACUGGACAGAAAUAAUUAAUAUUACAUUUAAAAAGAAACACACUGCAUAGAUUAUAUACGUAUAUUACAUUACAAUUUUAUAUUGUAUGUAUGACAUAUGUUUUGUUUUAAUACAGUUUGUUUAAAAUUGAACUAUCUAACUAUGUGUGUGUAUGAAUAGAAUGCAUUUGUCAUUAUUGAUAUAUAUAUAUAAAUAUAAAUACCGGCUUGUUAUUUCGGCUUUUAAAUUUAUAAUUUUAAGAAUUAGAUGUUAAAUAAAAUAUUCUUUCUUUGAGUGAGCUCAAAUAGAAAAAUCGUCUAACAAUAAGUUUACUCUCAACUACCUACAUAAUAUUAAUAAUUACUAUGAUUAUCUAUAUUAUAUCCUGCACGUCUGCAUCAUAUGCCCAAAAAAUGUAACAAGUUAUUCUCUGGUUUCACGUAUUUAUUUAUUAUCUCAAUUCUUUCCUAAUUUAAGUAAGUUUCAAAAAAAAAAGAAAUAUGUGAGCCACUAAUUAAUUUUGCAAUUGUGAUCUAAAAAAAAGUCAGUCCACUACUGUUAAUAACUUAUAUAUUAUUAUCUUAAUUUAUCUGAUAUUUACGCAUCAUCAAACACUUAAAAUAAAAAGUUAAAUGCAUAUUAAUGAUUUACAAAAAUUAAAAAAGCACAACGAAAAAUUACAUAUUUUUGUAUCUACUCAUAAAGUUUACUUUCAAAUUCAUAAAAUUCACCCUAAUAAUUUAUUUUUGUUCGUUAAUGAUUUUAUUAUACACAUUAUUCAGAUUUGUGGCCAUAAUUGUACAUUUUAAGUAAAUUUUCUUGUAUGCAAAAAAAAAAAAAAAAAAUAUUGACGUAUUUUUUUGGGUUAUAUUUAAGGUUUGGACUUUUCUGUAUUCGAUAUGGAAGUCGAUUUUUACGUAUUCACAUUUUCAAUAUUUAAUAAAUGCACACCGGAUUUGGUGCACGGAGGUACGAUUCCAUUAGACGGACCCUACCCACACACUUUAGUAAUAUAUAUAAUUAAAAUAAUCGUGUAAAUGUAAUUUUUAUAAAUUGUUAAUUAAAUAUGGUUUAUACAGUUAAAAUUAAAACAAGCUAUAGAUCUACUGAAUAUCAAAAACAAGAAGAAAAUAUACUUCAAAUUCCAAUUGUUUGCAAUUUCAAACAGGUCUCGGAAAUUAACAUACAAAAACGAAUGUUAUUCGACGUUUGAAAGGGUAAUGUUAUUUAAUAAUGUAAUGUUAUGUAAUAUUUUUUUUUAACAUUAUAAAACAUAUACAUAUGAGUGUCCCACAAAGAUAUAUAUAUUUUAGUAUCUCCAGAGAUAAUGAAGAUAAUUAAAUUUAGUUUUAUUAUUCUUUUUUUUAUAUUACUCACAGGGAUAAUGACUACAACAUAUUUAUAUUUAACUAAAAUGUCCAUGUUUUGGUGAAAAAAUUAAAACAAUAACUUUUUAUUUUAUUAUUUUCGAAUAAAAAAUAGUCAUUUUAUAGAUUAGGCUUUAAUCGCGUUUGCUAACUGACUUAAGCUAUAGCCAAUUGAAAUUGAUUAGUUAUUAUGUGGGUGCAGUAUUUCUGGCUUCCCAAACCGGCUUGGAAAUUUAAUUCAAGGUUUAUCAUAGGUUUUUCUAUUUGUCAUUUUAAAUUAAAAUCUUGAUGAAAAUAUUAAAAACCACGACAUUUAUUCGCGUACAAGGUAUUUUCCGAUUAUGUGGUUGUACAUUUGUUGGCUCUAUAAAAAUGUUCAACAAUUUAAAAAACAUAGACAAUUGUAAUUAUUUAUCGAAUAUUUACAAAUUAAUAUAAUUUUUAAUUUAAGGUUGUAAAAACUUAAAGAACCGAAUUUCACUCAGAAUUGUUUCCAUUAGCAAAGUCUUAUUGUUGCGUGUAGAUAUAAAUUAAAUCACCUCAUAUAUAUCCUACUUUCCUAAUUUCUCAUCUAGAAUAGUAACUUACUCAUGAUGAGAAGUGACGAUGUACAAAACACUCGCAAUGUAUACUUAUUAUUUAUUUUCGUUUUAUGUAUAUUGUUUAUUAUUAAUUUAUAGAUAUGUAAGUAUCCGAGUGAAACGUGUCAUUGGUGUGCGGAUAAUUCAACAUCACUACGCGAGAAAGUAAGACAUUUUGGUGUUUUUCAGAAGAAAAAACACUCGUGAACAGUAGAGCUCCACUAGUAUUCGAAUUUCGUCCUAAAUAUUUUAUAUACCUACAGGUGAUCCAUUUAAGUAGGUACAUUCAUUAUUUCGGAAAGUAUUAACUUUUUUCGGAAUUUGUCUACUAGAACAUUUAAGAAACAAGCAACUCUACAAUUGUGUAUCUAUGUUAUUUUUUGUCACUCUUAUUUUUAGCGGUAAAUCCAUUACCUGUUUUUAAUUUUCAAAUGGCAACUUAUAUUAAGAAUUCCAUAAAUAGAUAGAACAGAGCAGAUUAGUGGUGCAUUAUUAACAUACCGUGUGCCACACCGUAUCGCUACAGAAAUGAUACUCCACUAAUCUCCUCUAACCCAAACUUAAAAGUGGAAUAUCUCGUCAAUGGACUGACAGAAAUCAAAAAUUUAACUCAUACUCCAUCUAUUUAUGGAAUUCUUAAUAUAAAUCGUCAUUCGAAAAUCAAAAGUAUUUAGUGGUUUUGCUCGUAAAAAUAAUGGUAACAAAAAAUAACAUAAAUAUAAAAUUGUAAAGCAGCUUGUUUCUUAAAUUUUCUAGGAAACAAAUUCCAGAAAAAGUUAAUACUUUUCGAGAUAAUGAGUGUAUCCACUUGAAUGGAUCACCUGGUAAUAGAAAUAUGUUUUAAAAACAACCUGAAUAAUACGAAUACAAUAUUGUAAUACUACACUCAACUAUAAUAAGCUAAACAAAUAUCUUUCUCCCGCACAAAUAUGGUGAACGUGAAAUUAUUAAGCUUUAAAUUAAUCUAAACUUCAAUCCGCCUAAAGUCACUGGAAUUUUCAUAUGUGCACUUGUUUAAGUGUCCAAAAUUAGUAGGAAAAAAAUUAGAUCAUACUUACAGGGUCCUUUAAAUUGUCCAUGAAUUACUUAUUUUUUUAAUUAAUGACUCAUCUAAAAUCUUUUUAUAGUUGUAUAUAAUUCUAAAAUGUUAUAUUUUAUCCUUAUUUUUGGGAGUAAAUCGGCUAUACCUAUUUUUGAUUUUCAAGUAGCAACUUGCAUUAAAAUUCAUUAAUAUUUUAAUAAUUUCUGGAAAAAAAUAAAUAUUUUAUGGAAAAUUUAGCUGUAACAUGAAAUUUGUAAAACCCACGUUAUAUACAAAACAAUUCAAUAGUCUCGAUUUUCGGGGAAAAUUCGACUAAAAUAACGUUUUCAAUAAUAUUAAUAUUUUGAUUUUGUAUUUGCCUAGGGUUGUUUUGCGGCCCAAAACGGAGGAGGUUUUGUCGUCGACAGCAUUGAUUUGAACGAUCCUUUCUGCGAGUGUAAAUGUCAUUCCCCGUUUCCGUCGUUUUAUUACCUCGUGGAUGGUUUCACUGGUGCAAACACUCAACCGGAUUGCCCUCUAUUUGACAGAACGUCAAUAUAAAAACAGAAAAAUGAUCGGCAAAAAUAUAAUUUAUAAACUUGAGAAAUAUAUAAAUAAGUGUACGAAAUUGCACAUACCUACUUACAUACUUGCAUUAUAAACUAUUUUAUUCAAUUGAAUUUUUUUUUACACACUGUUAACAUAACGUAUAACAAAUAUUAUUUAUUUCAAUUUCUCUAAAUCUAUAAGAAAUGUUUAAAAUUAUGAAAAAAAACUUUAUAAUAUUAUUACAACUGUGACAACUAUUAUUAUAAAUCUUCUAUAUAAAAGUUAUGAUCCACCUAUAA